Messenger RNA from Symbiodinium sp. CCMP2592, 8358 nucleotides. NCBI's taxonomy places the organism in Eukaryota, Dinophyceae, Suessiales, Symbiodiniaceae. The record is from the annotation of a GenBank genome assembly.
AUGGAGGGCUGCACACGUUUGCGCCUCCCCUCACGGAGAACGGCAAGAGGCAGGGAGACUACCAACCACGUGGCGGUUCAGGUCUUGCAGCGCAGCGUAGAAAGCGCUCUUCUAAGGCAGGAGCCUUCCACCGCCAAAGGCAGAGCUUUCUUAGCAGUGGUUGAGGAGUUAGCACCGCAACUGAGUGAGGGUUCCCGUCAGGCCACUUGGUGUUAUGAUACGUUAGAGGCCAUCAGCGGAGUUUGGGCAGAGGCCAACAAGAUCCAGCUCUUCCCGCUCACGGUAGACGCCUUGCACAAGUACGCGCUCGUGCUGGAUGCGAAAGACUGUGGGCCCGUUGUGCCCACCGUCAUUCCGUCCUUCCGUACGGCAGUAAAGUGGGUCCUGUAUGGCUUCAAGGGAGCCCCGGCUUGGUGGUCGGAGUACAGGGAUGCAAAGCUGCUAACAGCCAAGAUCAAGCAAGACCAGAAAUUGGUGGGUUACCCAGUGACCUACGCGGACGAUUUCUUGAUUCUCAGCGAAGGGUUCCUGGAAUGCAGUGUGCGGCUACGAGGAUGGUCACUUCAGUUUGGACCAGGAGUCGCACAAGCUACCCGACAGUGCAAGGUUCAAAGUGAUAUGCCCGCGAAAGCUACGACGGAAGAGGACUCACCUGGGCAGCCAGAUGAGCAGGUCAUCAAGGACUACAAGCCCCACUUGCGACCCGAGAAGGAUGCAGCGCUUUUGAGGUGUUUGGCGUUCCAGCGGGUUUGGAAAGCCUCCAAACAAGCGCUGAUCGCACUCAGCUCGUCGGAAGCUGAGCUGACGCAGGCAGUGGAAGGUUGCAUGUACGGGGAGUCAUUGAUGACCGUUCUGGCCGAUCUGGGCAUGGAGUACCAGCCGGCCGAGCUUCACCUGGACAACACGGCUUCCAUUUCUUUCAUUGGAGGUGCAGGCAACCAAAGGACGAGGCGUUUUAAAAUCAAGGGCCCCAAGAUUCGCCAGCUAAUUCAGUCUGGUUGGGUGGUCAAGCACUGCAAGGGAGAGUACCAAAAAGCUGAUCUCCUUACAAAGCCUCUUCCCUCUGCUCGCGUUCGCUUUCUAUGUGGGCUUAUUCAGCUGGGUGGGGACUCUGAGCCUACGUUGACAUCAACUCCUGCGGUGAGACAAGUGAGCGCAUCAACAACAUCAUGCUUCCAGAGUCUUUCGGUGUUGCUGCACGCGUGCUUGUGUGUAGGUGGUCCGAGUGAGGAGGAGCAGUCUGCAACAGAGGUUGCCAUAGAGUGGCCAUGGGAACUUGGUGUUUUGACCUUGUUGAUCGUCCUUUCAACCCUGUUUCUGUGGGAGGCGUUCAAGUCGCCAUGCAGCAGAAGAGUUGCGGAGCCAACCGCGCACUUUAGGGCUGUUGCUUUGGACAAGAAAGACAGACGAGCACGAAGGCUCCAAGAGCGGGUUGCGGCGGCAAUUGAUAGUGCCGUCAGUGAGAGCCCCACUAGCGAUGAGCCCCGAGCCACCACAAGGAAGAGCCGGAACAAGUGCCCGGUGAACGGGGAGCCAGCAGGAACGGGAGGACAGAGCCCUCCUACUGUUGUGUAUGGAGGCAUCAACAUGACUUUGAAUCUGGAGCUGCACUGCGCAACUCGUUGUGCGAGCUCACCUUUGCGUCCCGGCUGGCAUUUUCACAUCAAGGGAGGGAUUCAGAGCCAAAUCGCAGCGCCCAAUGGGAAAGAAGCUUUCGUGUGCCUGCUGACUUCGAGUGCAGCCGGCAGCAAGAGAUUCGCAGACCAACUCUUGAAGUUGGUAGCGGAGCAUUGCGCCAAAGCACUUGCAGGAACCGGCGCCACUACGGGGAAAGCCGACCAGUACGUUCCCGUCUUUGACAACAGCCAGCGCUCGUACAAGGAGUUUCGGAAGCGAUGUGAGUUGUACCGCGUCAAGAUGGAGCUCGCCGGCAGGAAGCAGGAGACGAUCUUCAAUAUCGUCACGCUCUUGACCGGCAAGGCCUGGGACAUGAUCGACGACAUGAGCACCGAGACCUUUCAGAGCGAUGGUGGCUACAACGCCGUGUUCGAGCGCUUGGACCGCGGCUUCAAGUACGAGCCGCUCACCGAGCUGCCCGAGGACUUUGAGACCUUCUUUGUCAAGCUGAACCGCAAGCCCAGCCAGACGUUGCAGGAGUAUGCCGCCGAGUUCUCCAGAUCUGAGCGGCAGCUGCGCGUGACCCACUCGGUCACUCUCCCUGAGAAGGUCCUUUCGUGGUGGUUUCUUCGGCGGAGCGGCAUCGGACGUGAACAACAACCUGGUGCUCACGAACGUCGGUGCCGACAACCUCACCCUGGAGAAUGUCCAGAAGGCCAUGAACUUCAUAUUGGGACAGGACUCUCGCCUGGAACCGAGGUGGAGCAAGAUGACUACUACGACGACUUCCCGGCCGAGGACUGGGAACCAGCGUACUGGCAGGACGACGGCGACGCCGGCACGCCAUGGCCGGACCACGACGAGGACUACUACGACCACGAGGCCAACAACGCCGUCGAGGAGGAGAUCUUCGAUGUGAGCGAGUUCGACGAGGUCUAUGCCUCCUACACGGAUGCCAAGGCCAAGCUCAACAACUUGCGCGUGAGCCGUGGCUUCUACCCUGUGGUUGCCCUGGUGGACCGUGGCCAAGGAGGUGGAGCUCGCCCCGGAGGUGCUGGAAAAGGCCGCGGCAAAGGAAAGCGCGGCAAAGAGAAGGGCAAGGGUACCGGCGGUGGAAAGCAAGGGCCUGUCUCGCCCAAGGGGUCCACAGCGAAGGCCCGUGGCAGACAGGCCGUGGGCAGGCAAAUCUGCCUGCGAUGCGGACAGUCAGGACACUGGGCAAGGAACUGCCCUUCGGCGACCACCGGCGACAAGAAGCGGAAGAUGGAGGACGAGGACGACGUGAUGAUGAUUGCCGAGAGCUACGCCUUGAACGACGAGGACCACGAGGACGAGUCCAACAACCGAGCUGUUCAAGAUGGUGGUGCUGCCAGUGUGUUGGGGAGCACCGUGGCCGUCCGCAACUACCUGAGGUACCUCCUCGAAAAGGGUGUGGAUCUCUCCGGCAUCCCCUGCUUUCCUUGUGCCAAGAACUUUCGCUUUGGCAACUCGGCCACCGGUGGUGCAAGCAAGUGUCUCCUCUUGCCCAUGGUGCUGGAGGACCGCAAGCUGCAGAUCCUGACGUAUGUCAUCGAGGGCAAUGCUCCUUUGCUCUUUGGCCGGCCCCUGCUCAAGCAAUUGGGGGUCACCGUGGACUACGAGAACGAGACAAUGAGGAUCAAGGACGGUGAGUGGAAGCCAAUACCGUUGGGUUCCCGAGGCGAGCACCAACUGAUCCUUUCGGAAGACGUGACCCGCCUCCUCGACGACACCCCGUACGACGAGAUCCUGGCGCCCGACGAUUACACGAACCAUGUCGAUGUGACGGCUCCUGAGAAUAUCGGCGAGUUCUUGCUCGUCCCUGAAGCCGUUGCUGCCUUUGAGGAAGCGAACCUUGGAAAGCACGCCGAGAACGACCCGGGGACCGCGAACAACAACGACAACACCGAGCCCAAUGACGGUAAAAAUGUGUUCCCUGCUUUUGCGCACGACUCCAACACUUUCGCCCCGACCCGGGGCACCGCGACCGAGACCGAGCCGAAGGUGACGAACGACAGCCACAACAACACGGAGAAGGAGGUGACUGCCUUGCCCGGCGGCCAGGUGAAAGCCCUAAGCAAGGGGAAGUUACGUGGAUUGAUCAUGCAAGCCCAGGCCGCAGCAAAGAAGCAGAAGAACCUCCUCGCCCAGGCCAGCAAGGUCAACGACGACAACAAGCGUGUGGUGUGGCAGGUGUUCUCCGGAGGAGGACGCCUCAGCAAAGAGGUUUCCCAGCAAGGUGGCAAGUCCCAAAACUUUUGCAAGAACACGGGCUGGAACCUGUCACAGCCAAAGGUCCGGAGAAGGCUCGUGCAGAAGGUGCAGGAAGAACAGCCCGAUGAGAUCCUUAUCACGCCUCCUGCGCGACUUUGGAGCCCUAUGCUGGACAAGGUGGUGAACGGCGACCCUGGCAAAGGACCUGAACUACGACGGCGACGCCAAGUUCACCACGACGAGAUCCUUGUGUUCACGGCGGUGCUCUUCGAGACCCAGCGCCGGGCACAGUGUCACAGUGGCUAUGUGGACCAAUGCGAGUACGGCCUCACCCUGCCCGACGGCAACAACAACGACAACAAGCUGAUGAAGAAGGCCAUUUGCUUCUUCAGCACAAGGCGGACGGUGGCCUACAAGUUACAGAGGCAAUGCAAAGGGGACCACGACCACCACAGUGACAACGAUGAGCCUGCCAACCCAGACCUUCAUGAACAAGCUUCCGGCAACUACCCCCAGAAGCUAGCCGAGAACCUUGCAAAACUGCUGGUGUUCCCCGAGGUGGCCGACGACAUUCAUGCAACGACGGCUGCCCCACCUAGCGAUGCAGGUGACCUGCUGGACAGCGAGAUGGCGAACCCGGACCAGGAACCAACAGACAACACCGAGGACGUGAGCCGAAAGAACCGGGAACUUCGUUCGAAGGUAGGCAGCCAAGCCCUGAACUACGUGACCCGUCUCCACAAGAACCUUGGACACCCGAGCUCUGAUGUGCUGGUUCGCAUGCUGGAGGAAGUCCAAGCCACGACCAACGUGAUUGAGGCGGCAAAGGGCUAUGUGUGUCCAACGUGUUAUGCUCGACGACGUUCACCCGGUGUUCCCCCGGCAGCCGGCCUGAUGGCCCGCAACUUUGGCGACAGGCUUCUUGCCGACAGUGCCUGGAUUGACAUAGAAGGGGGCCGCCGUUGUGUUCUGACCGUGAUGGACCAGGCCACUCGCUAUGUGGCAGUGCGCCUUCUUGAGAGUGAGACAGCGACCGAGUUCAUCAAGGGCAUCGAGAGAUCAUGGAUAAAACAAUUUGGUGUACCAAAGAUGCUGCGCAUCGACGAGGCAAAGGGCUGGUCGUCCAAAGCACUGAGGGAAUGGAGCUCAACCAACAACAUCACCCUGGAGAUCGCCCCCGCCGAGUGCCACAACUGGCUGGGAGCAGUGGAGCGGAAGCACCAAGUGGUCCGCCGAGCCCUCGAGAUCUACAUGGAUGAGAAAGGCGGCCGCACGCUCAGCCACCUCAAGGAAGCCCUUGUGUAUGUGCCUGGCCAGAUCAACAACUUGAGCUUCGUGCGAGGGUUCACACCAAACCAAUGGGUCACUGGUCGCCAGCCGCUAACCUCUACAACCUUGAGCGGCGACUUCUUCAACCCCGGUGCUGACCCCAUGGACGAGCCCACAGACUUUGCCCGCCUACAACAGGUCCGACUUGCUGCGCAACAAGCGUUCCUACGUGCCGACACAGUUGCCCGCCUACGACGCUCCAUGAACCGGCUCUACAACGAGGUCAAGGACCAAGUGGCUGUGGGACAAAAGUGCUGGUACUGGCGCAUCCAAGGAACAGGCAUUCUACAAAAGUCCAAGUGGAGGGGACCGGCACGUGUGGUGGCCAUCGAGACCAACGACGAGAACAAACAAACUGUGGUCUGGAUCGCUCACGGCGCCAACUUGUUGCGGUGCGGGCCUCACCAAGUGCGACCACUUGUGCAAGACACCGGGUGUGCCCCUGUUGCAGACCCCUCUGCUGCUCUCGCCGACCUCUACGACAUCAGAGCCCGGAGCACCACCCAGUUUCGCGACGUCUACGAAUACGAACCGGUCCUUGAGGAUGCCCUGGGUGACAACGGCGAUCUACCUCACGACGUGGCCGAUUACUCACCGUCUCCCCCGGCUUCCGAUGCUGAUGACGAGCGCGGUUUGGAUGCAUUUCCCGUGCCUGGCGCCGCUGUUCUUUACCAGCAGUCGCAGCCGCGGCGGCGCCGCCACAGCAGCAUGGAAGAGCCGGAGCCGUCGCCCUCUGAAGCAGGAGUCCCACCCAACCCGCCCAAGCGCACGCGCGCUGAUCCUCCUGGCCUUGCUGCUCCUGUUCCCGCUUCGUCUUCUACUUCUCCUCCCCAAGAUGUCCCGCCCGCCGGGCUGGAUGCCGAGAUGGUGCCUGUGCCGUCCGAUGGGGACAGCGACCUGAUUGUCUCCGACGUGUAUGUGGUGGACGGUGGCCGGGCAGCUGACGACCUGCCGAAGGGCUGGACUAUCAUCGACGGGGAGAUUGCCAUGGAUGAGGUGUGGCUCUCCAGAGAGGUGAGCACCAAGAAGAUGACGGCGGAGGAGCGAGCAAACAUGAUGGAGGCCAAAAGGAAGGAACUCACGAGCUACUUUUCCAACAACGUUUGGGAGUUCACCGAGCUGGAGGAAGGAGACCGCGACCGGAUAGUGACGGCAAGAUGGGUUCUGACUUGGAAGGAGCCCGAGGCCGCCGGAGGAGUGCCGCGUGCAAAAGCACGCCUCGUUUUGCGAGGUUUUCAAGAUCCUGACUUAUUCUCCUUGGACAAGGCGAGCCCCACGGCAACCCGACAGUCGAAGAUGUUGGUCCUAGCCAUUUCGCCGAUAAUGGGCUGGCACCUGUACUGUGGAGAUGUUCGUACUGCCUUUCUGUCGGGGGCAAGCUUCGAGAGGAGGAUCAUUGUACGGCUUCCCACCGAUUGCGGUCCUCUUCUUGGAGCCACCCAUGGAGGCCCUGUCUUCAUGAAGAUGCUGAAGUCUGCCUACGGCCUGGCCGACGCUCCCUUGCUGUGGUUCCAAGAGGAGGGAAAGUUGGUAGGGGCCCUGAUCCUCCACGUCGACGACCUGUUGGCCUUCGACUUCGGCAAAUGGCAGGAGCUCCAGGAGGGGAAGCCUCUGGUCUACUGCGGAGGCAAGCUCACAAAGACCAAAGAGGGGAUCCUCUUGGACUACGGCGACUACCUCAAGAAAGUGCUGCCGAUCACGGUGCCCAAGAAAAGGGAUGUCUCUGAGAAGCUCAGCCCCGCCGAGAUCUCGAAGGUACGUGGGCUCAUAGGGGCUCUCCAGUGGCCCGCAAGCCAAGGAGUUCCGCCGCUAGCCGCGUCGGUGAGCAUCCUGGCUUCUACAGUGAACGCCAGUGACGGGAACUUGGUCACCGAGCUCAACAAGACCCUGCGCUUCGCCAAGACGAACUCCAAGCCCCUCCUCAUGAGCCGUGUUGCCAAGGGGUUGGAGGAUUUGUGUUUCCUGUGCUACAGCGACGCAGCUUUUGGGGUGCGACAGGACUGCGGCUCUCAAGGAGGCUACGUGUUGGUCCUCACCACCCGGGCAGCUCUGGAAGGAAAACGCGUGCCCUACAACCUCCUUUCGUGGCGCUCCUUUCGGUUGCCCAGGGUUUGCCGUUCGAGCCUUGCUGCCGAGAGCCAGGCAAGUGCCUUCGCCCUGGAUGAGCUGAUGAUGGCCAAGACGAUGCUGGCCCUUAUGUUUGACCCUCGUCUCGAUCCAAGGGCACCUUCCACAGCCAAGGACUUUGGCACCUCUGCUCUGGUGAUCGAUGCGAAGGCCCUCUACGACGCCAUCCUCAAGAAGGGCUUCACUUCGGGGCAGGACAAGCGGUCAGCGAUCGAGAUUCGCUGUGUUCAAGAGGAGCUCAGGGCCCUAGGCACUUCCCUUCGCUGGGUGUCUUCGGAGCAGAUGCUGGCUGAUGGUGCUACGAAAUUGGCUGCCCGACAGGGCAUGGCUGAUGCCUUGUACACCGGGAAGCUCUGCCUCACCUACGACAAGGAGUUUGUGGCGGCCAAGAAGAAAAGCUGGACAGAGCGCCAGCGUUCUGUUGCUGAAGCUUUCGGAGACAAAGCAUACGGCUCUCGCGCCGCCCGGCAGAUCUCCACGAUCCUCCUGGCCAACCACGUGACCACAACCGCUGGAGAGCUGAUGGAGCACGAGGUGCAGGUGGGUCUCUACGGCACGAUCCAGUACAACGCCACGACCAUGAUCCUGGUGACCUUCCUGGCGAUCCUCUUCGGCAUCAUCGCUGGAUGGGCGCUUCUACGUGGAUCCUCUACCUCUACGAGCACGACGCCUACCUCAACGAGCACAACGCCGACUUCCUCGAGUACCACGCCGACUCUGCGGACAGCUACGACGGGGACCCAGACCGACCCAGACCACUCACAGUUCAACCGCGGCCUCCGAACGAGAGACCACCACCACGACUGUAUGGUCCGGGAGCGCGACAAUGAGAUCGACCGCCUGCGCCACUACAAUGUGGAGCUGCGAGGAGAGAUUCAAGGCCUAGAGCGGCUGCUUGGUGAGGCACGUGCUGCGCCUCCACCUCCGGCUCCCGUGCAAGAUGGCAACGUUCACCUGGCUCCCACCGGCCGCGUGUACCAUACGACCGAACAGUGUGGACACCUGAACGGCACCGCUUUUCGAACUUUUCGCAAGUGUCGCGAUUGCCCUUAA